CCCCCGCCAGCGGCCCGGUUUGAGCCUGUCGGUUGGCGAUCUUUGCCCGGAGCUGCGAUUCGGUCAUUUUCCAAAGUUAAAGCUUUGAAAAUUUUUUUAAACUUUUGGAACUGGUAGGAAAGGACACUUUCUGCAAAUUCAUUUGGUGGAAAGCUUUGCCAUUUCACAAAACACAGCUAAUAUGAUUCAUUGGAUGGAGUCGUUGCUUUUUCAGUCAUCUCCAUAUUUUGAAAUAAUCGCCUAACCGUAUUUAUUGGAAGGUUUUCUCCAAUUUUGCUUGUUAAUAUAAUCUUAUGUUUUUUUCCUUUCCAGUUUUGUUACUUUUUUUUGUUCUUUUUAGAAAUUCUUAUUGAUAUACUAUUAUUAUAAAUGUUGGGGAUAAUAUAGCAAAAUACUAAAUUUAAUCCUUUUAAAUCUUUCACCCUGAACUUGAACUUGAACUUAUCUUUAUCCACAAGAAAAGCUUUUUUUCAUACUUGCAACAGAUUUUUUACCAAAAUGACAAUCCCAUCUGAGUUGAAACCCUUGGGUGAUCCCUUGGAACAAGCUAAAAGAGCUGCUGCUUAUAAGGCUGUUGACGAAAACAUAUCGUUGAAUUAUAAGUAUGUCGGUAUAGGCUCAGGUUCUACUGUGGUAUAUAUUGUGGAAAGGCUAUCUCAAUUGCCCCUUAGCAAAAACUUCAUUUAUGUCCCAACUUCCUUUCAAUCAAAGAAAUUGAUUUUGGAUUCCGGUCUAAGGCUAUCCAAUGUCGACGAUAUAAAUAUUGACAGUGACCAUGUGUUGGACAUAACCUUUGAUGGAGCUGAUGAAGUUGACACCUCUUUGAAUUGCAUUAAAGGUGGUGGUGCCUGUUUAUUUCAAGAAAAACUAAUUGCUUCCUUAUCCAAGAAUUUUAUAAUCGUGGCAGAUUACAGAAAGAAAUCUCCUUCUUACUUGGGCGUAAACUGGUUGAAAGGUAUUCCAAUUGAAGUCGUUCCAAUGGCCUGGAGUAAAAUUAGAAACGAUUUGCUUAACAAGUUUUCCGCAAACAAAGUCACUUUAAGACAAGGUGGUGUUAAUAAAGCUGGUCCGGUUGUAACUGAUAAUGGAAACUUUAUACUAGACGUUGAGUUUGGAAUAUUGGAUGUUGAUUCAUUUGAUUUAUUGAAGUUCAAUCAACAAAUCAAAAACCUUGUUGGUGUUGUGGAAACUGGUCUUUUCAUAAGUAUGGCUAAAAAAGCUUAUUUUGGUCAUGGUGAUGGUUCUGUUUCUUCAAUUUCUAGCACGAAUCUUUUAAGGAAAAAGAAACUUUACUGAUUGUUUCACACAUUAAAUCACAAUUUUUUUUUUUUUCGUUUAUUUUAGUCUACCUAUUAUGAUUUUCUUAUAUUACAAUUCGUUAAGAUUCAUUUAGAAACACGCCGUUUUUUUUUGUUUUUUUU
Molecule: messenger RNA, 1421 nt
Organism: Ascoidea rubescens DSM 1968
Lineage: Eukaryota; Fungi; Ascomycota; Saccharomycetes; Ascoideales; Ascoideaceae
Product: ribose-5-phosphate isomerase A
Exons: 1
Coding region: 499-1296 (265 amino acids)
Biological process (GO): D-ribose metabolic process; pentose-phosphate shunt, non-oxidative branch
Cellular component (GO): intracellular membrane-bounded organelle
Molecular function (GO): ribose-5-phosphate isomerase activity
Source: RefSeq, a predicted model, not a curated record